Molecule: messenger RNA, 2560 nt
Organism: Rattus norvegicus (Norway rat)
Lineage: Eukaryota; Metazoa; Chordata; Mammalia; Rodentia; Muridae
Gene: Tspyl1
Product: TSPY-like 1
Biological process (GO): nucleosome assembly
Cellular component (GO): nucleus
Source: RefSeq, marked provisional
GUAAACUGAGGUCUGUGCGACCGGACCGGACAUGAGCGUCCGGGAGCCGGACGAGGGGACCCCUGUGCCCGACCACCGCGGCCUCUGCGAUGCUGACACUAUCCCGGGGACCCCAGGCUGGCGUCCGCUGCUCGGCGAGAAGGCGGUGACAGGUGAGGGCAGCGCGGGGAUCGUGGGGAGCCCAGCGCCCCGGGGUGUCGCGGGCCUUGGCCCCCAGGUGCGGGUGGCCGCAGCUAGGCAAGGAGAGACUCCGCCUGUUGUCGAGGGCCCCGCGGCGGCGGCGUUCGUGGCACCGAAAGAUGCGGAGAAGGCCCUAGAAACUCGGGGAGCGGAGGCCCGGGCCCACGACGUGAAGAUUGAACGGGCCACCGUCGCGGUGGCAGCGCGAGAGCAGUCAGAAGUGGCGAUGCAAGGGAGUGAGGAGGUGAUGGAGGUGGAGCAGAAGCCCGCGGGUGAAGAAAUGGAGAUGCCGGAGGCUAGUGGAGGAGCCAGGGAGGCGCAGGAGGAGGCAGGGCCUUGGCACCUGGGCAUCGAUCUUCGCACGAACCCGCUGGAGGCCAUCCAGCUGGAACUGGACACCGUGAAUGCUCAGGCCGACAGGGCCUUCCAACAUCUGGAGCAGAAGUUUGGGCGGAUGCGGCGACACUAUCUGGAGCGAAGGAACUACAUCAUUCAGAAUAUCCCAGGCUUCUGGAUGACCGCCUUCCGCAACCACCCUCAGUUGUCCGCCAUGAUUAGGGGUCAGGAUGCAGAGAUGUUAAGGUACAUAACCAAUCUGGAGGUGAAGGAACUGAGGCAUCCUAAGACUGGCUGCAAAUUCAAGUUCUUUUUCCGAAGAAACCCCUACUUCAGAAACAAGCUGAUUGUCAAAGAAUAUGAAGUGAGAUCAUCCGGCCGAGUGGUGUCUCUUUCCACUCCAAUCAUAUGGCGGAGUGGGCAUGAGCCCCAGUCCUUCAUUCGCAGAAACCGAGACCUCAUCUGCAGCUUCUUCACCUGGUUCUCAGACCACAGCGUUCCAGAAUCUGACAGGAUCGCCGAGAUUAUCAAAGAGGACCUGUGGCCAAACCCACUGCAAUACUACCUGUCUCGUGAAGGAAUCCGUAGACCCCGACGUCGCCCAAUAAGGGAACCAGUGGAGAUUCCCAGGCCUUUUGGCUUCCAGUCAGGCUAACCUUGCUUUUGAAAAUGCAGCUGGCUGGAAUAAGUCCCUUCUCGCCUGUGCUUGAGCAAAUGCACCGGGUACGCAGUGUUUUGAUUUCUUUCCUCCUGACUUUUCAGCAUCUUCUGUUUGGAUAGUCUCCUCACCUCGAGAUUAAGACUGUGGGCAUGCUUCUGCCUUCACAUGGCUCCCAUGCUGUCCUGAAUUAGUAUCUGCCGGUUCGUGGCCCUGACUUGUACCUUUUCUAAGCUUAACAGUGAAACUUUGUAUCGCACUGCCUUUACACUGUGUGGACGCUGUUUUCAGUGUUACCCAUUUACUGCCACCUAGAUGUCUUGCUUUAUCUGGGGGCUCUUCUAUUUACCUGUUCAGCACGUGGCAAUGUGGGCAAAAAGUUUUCAGACAGUUGCUGGGCCUAAAGGUCAUUGCAGGAGUGGGCCACCUUCUGUGUCAUUUUGUGACUUUUUCUAGGCUUCAUUGUGUUUGCCAGUACUCCUCACCCUCACUCUCCCACCUUUCUCCUGUUAUUUUAAAGAAAAGUAGUUCAAAAACACCUGUAAGAUCAGGAGUUGUAGUUCAUUUAUACUCAGCAUUUCCUGAGAGGAUGCUCUGUAAAAGAGGUCACAGAACUCUGCCUUGUCUCCUCUCUUACCCACUCCUCAGCCUGGUUAGCUAGCAAGUCCUAAAAAGCUUAUAUGGAGACAGAAUACAGAGACAGAAUUAGAUGGAAACAGGUGAGCUUUUCCUAAUAAUGUAUGGAAGAACUAAAGAGAUUGUGAUGGGUACCUUAAGCAGGAAAAGUGAGCUGAAAAUGAAAAGGCUUAGAGUCAAAGUAAGUCAGAUAAAAAUUGGGCUGAGGAUGAAGACAGGAUGAGAGCUUUCAUAUUUUGGCCAGUCAUUGGUGAUGGGAAGAGAAUUUCUCAGGAAAAAUACUUUCUCUGAGUGUUGAAUGUUGCCUAGACAACGCUUCUUUAAAGAAGCAGUUCACGUUUGGGUUAUUUUUCUCUCUUUAUAUGUGAUCUAAUGUAAGUGAAAGGGUAAUACUGUGUUCAUAUUUUACCAACAUUUAGUAAAAUGCUACUUGUUUCUACUUACUGGAGAAAUUUAAACACUUUCAUUUGCAUUCAUUUGAAACCACUUGGAAGAGCAAUAGACUUAAGUGAAUAUUCAUAACAGUUUUCAAUAUUAAUCCAAAUUCUUAGAAACAGCUUGGAUAAUUUGGUCUUUAUCAAAUGUGUCAAGUUAUUGACUUAUGGAAAAGUAAAUAUGUGACUUGAUUGACUUGAUAGUCUCUUCUUAAACUGCACAUAGUUAUAAAAGUUCUUUGUCAGAUUAGCACUGUACUCGGAGUGUAUUUGUUGCUGUUUGUAUGCAUGAUGGUAAAUAAAAGCAUGGUACCCA